UCAAAUCUUGAAGCUCCCAUUCCCGCUUGACACCUCUCCAUCCGUCUCAGUUCGUGGCUCAGGCUCAGCGCUGAGUGUUUCUCGCUAAUCGAGAUUGGAGGCGGCUGGCUUGACACCUUAAAGCCUCGAUCUGCCCGACGAUGUCUGCCGCUGUUCCAUGACAUGGCUUCCCUCUCCUGGGCAGACUAUGGGCCAUCCUCGACUCCCCAAGAUCCCCAAAACAUCGACUAUCGACUCAAGAAGAUCACCACCCGCCAGCUAUUAUCCUGCACGACGUGUCGUGAACGCAAAGUCAAGUGCGACCGAACCAAGCCAUGUUCUGCGUGUUGCGCACGUGGGCAUCCAAAGGAAUGUGAAUUUGUCGUCGGUGAGGGUAACGAUUACAGUCCCAUUCAGCAGUCAUAUGAGAUACGCAAGCUGCGACUGGAAAACCAACAGCUCAAAGAACGACUUCAGGCCAUCCGGCAAGGCCAUCCUGAUGAUGACGGCGCGGAAGACGAUGUGGCACUGGACCAACGACCAUCAAGGAGUGGCACGAAGCCCGUCACUGCGCGCCAACGCAGCUUGAGGACGAUUGACCGCGUUGACAACAUCUACUUCGGCACUCCGGGUCUUGCAAGCAUUGUUUCGGAUUUCGCCAACCUGCAGCUGGGUGCACACUCGUUGACGCACACCGUUCCCAAAGGUCGGGAUCUGUAUGCAGCCGACUCUUCGCCAUACCCCUUCCCCGUCAUCUUCAACCACUCCACCAGCUCUGCUCUAUUGGAACUUCUGCCUCCCAAAGAAGAACUUUUAGAAUACCUUGAUCUCUUCCAGCGUCGUGCUCAACCUUGCGUCUUUCCGUUCACACCUGAGGAGGCGACGAAAAAGGAAGUUGAGCGCUUCUUAAGCGAUGCAGAGCAUAACACCGAGACGGCUCCAGAUGUCCUGGCUUUGAUCUUUGCAACGCUCGCUACUGGAUUGCACAUGGGUCAGUACGACCGUAAUGGCGGCCAGUGGAACGCCGUGACCUCCGCUGCGAUUCGUCGAAGACAAGAUGCCUUCUUGGCUGCGAGCAUGCAAGCCUUGCGGAAUGCAUCGUUCAUGAACAUGCCCACGCUACCAGGUAUUCAGACUCUCCUCAUGAUGGGACCGUACUUGACAAACACGGGCCGCUUCCUCGACGCAUGGACGCUGUUCGGCACUACAAUACGCCUCGCUCAUUCCAUCGGACUCCAUCGAAACCCCAAAUUUCUCGACCCCGUCCCGCUUUUACCAGAAUGCUCUGCACGGCAAGCGCUUUGGUGGUGGAUGCUGCACAUGGACCAGCAAUACUCUGUCACUCUUGGUAGGCCGCUUGGAAUAUCUGGCACCGGCGACUGCAAUCCACCUGAGCAACUGACUACGAACCCAACCAUGCUUCGACUCAGCGAGUUCACGCAUUACUUCACCAUUCUCGCACGUCUCAUCUUGAGUAGCAAUGGCAUGAUGGCUGUGGCCAAAAUUGAUGAAUACACUGACAAGCUGCUUGGCCUGUGGGAUACAAUGCCCAGUGCGUUGCAGUUUGACGAGCGCUGGGUGCAUUCCGAGACCGCACUGCCGGAGUGGCCGAUGGAUGUGCUGUCCACAUCAUUAUUCGUCAAAGUGCAAUCGUUCUUGAUCCUCCUCAAUCGGCAACGUAUCGAACGAACACAAGGUUCGGAUCCAAGAGGCCCGUCGCCGCCCUCAUAUGCAUCCACAAUGAGCAACCGAUGCAGCGCCGAGGGCUUCCCUCGCCAUCCAGCACCGGUGCGCGGCCGAGCGCUAGUCAUCAACUCCUGCUUGCAGAUCAUCAAGGCCUUCAUGUUCUUCAAACAUCGACAUCCCGCCCUGCUCGUUUGCUGGACGACGAGUCAACAGGCCUUCAACGCUUGCAUGAUCCUGCUCCUCGACGCAUGGGAGACUAACGACGAUCAGCAUGAAUGGCUCAUCAGACAAGCUUAUACCGUCUUUCGCGAACUUGAAAUGCACAAAGUGCACUCCCUUGCCGAGCUGGCGGUCAAUCGCAUCUCGGGCAGUCUUCAGAAGCUCGGUCAGCGGCGCGAAGAAAGAGCAAGACUGGACUCCGUGUCGAUGUCGAGAUCUGGCAGCGACAUUCAACAUCCAUACUCCAUGCCAUUCGACAACGCGGCUUGCGUGAAUGACGACGAUUGGCCUCAGUCUACAGUCAUGGGGAAUACAGGCGUGUUGCUGCUCGAAGACCCAGGCUUGCAGUCCUACAUCCCGCACCCCUUUCAACCCCUCAACUGGAACGCGAUGGGCAGCAACAACGACCACCAACAGCAGCAAAGCGACGUGGACAUGCUCUCUUCCCCCAUCGACAACAGCAUCCCAGUCAGCCAGGCCGUCGCAGCCCCCUUCCCCCUAACCUCCGCUCCUCCUCUCUCCGCCUUCUUCUCGCCAACCCCAGCAAUGCCCGCAAGAACAUCGCCGUUUCUCCUCGGCUUGCAACCACGCAUGCCCCUCUCACCCGCCGCAUCCUACCGACGAUCUCUCCAUCAGAAGCGGCGAGGACCCACCGCAGCGGCCGCUACUUUUACACCGGUCAAUGACAAUGUGAGCCUGCCUUCCUCCCCUUUUUCCAAGUUUUCAUGUGGAGUUCGCUGACACGUCGAUGCUAUGCUGGAGUAGGACGUACCAAUGUCCUCGUCUCAUUUCCAACCGUAUCCUCCACCGCGCGGUGCUGCGCACGCUGUGCCUCACUCCAGACCACGCGGCGGGCAUAGGUAUGAUGGGAAGUCGGGGCGGUCGUUGCCGAGACGGUAAGGGGGUGGGUUUGAGGGUGAUGACGAUUGGGGUCCUAGGAGUCUGCGAUACCCC
Molecule: messenger RNA, 2838 nt
Organism: Neohortaea acidophila
Lineage: Eukaryota; Fungi; Ascomycota; Dothideomycetes; Mycosphaerellales; Teratosphaeriaceae
Exons: 5
Coding region: 163-2625 (820 amino acids)
Biological process (GO): DNA-templated transcription; regulation of DNA-templated transcription
Molecular function (GO): DNA-binding transcription factor activity, RNA polymerase II-specific; DNA binding; zinc ion binding
Source: RefSeq, a predicted model, not a curated record